Messenger RNA from Hyaloscypha bicolor E, 917 nucleotides. RefSeq lists its product as uncharacterized. The record is from RefSeq and is a predicted model, not a curated record. NCBI's taxonomy places the organism in Eukaryota, Fungi, Ascomycota, Leotiomycetes, Helotiales, Hyaloscyphaceae. Bases 119 to 691 code for a protein of 190 amino acids. The transcript has a single exon.
UGGAGAUUGGGGAAGGCCGGGUGAUUAAAUCCAGUUGCGUUCUUUACCAAACGAGUGUUGUGGGGAGGAUAGUUGUUCCAAGUAAAUUGGGAGAUUCGACUAGCAACCAUGUGGAGCAAUGAACAUUCACUCAACAACAACACUGGCGGAUCAGUCACACAUAUUAAAGGAAACUCAGGAAGCUGAUAAUCUGACAAAAGGCCCUUUCCUUGUCCAGCACCCCUCGAGAGAAUGCAGGAGCGUGUGUAGCACAUUCCCGCACGGUGCAACUAAGUCCAACCGCUCCCCCUUCCGGUGGAUUGCUGUCCGGCAGGUAGCCAGGUAUGAAGGUACAUGGGUAUUUGAUGGAUGUUUCGACCGAUGCGAGCACGGGUUGGGCUGUGCCGUAUCAACCACGUCUGUUGUUUGUUGUUUCAAGUCCCAUCCAGACAACGAGUUUCCUCUGUCAAUCCGCAAACAAACGGCGCAAGUAGUGCUGACGGCGAAGCGCCUUCAGGUCAUGGCCAUCGAACAAAGUUCCUGCACCUCGUGCAGCUCUCGCCCUCAGCAUGAGCUGCGCGUACUUCGAACUCUGAUGCUGAGAUCGAUUGCAAUGGCUUCGCAAAGGCUGCGUGCUACAUGCAUUGAGAGUGAGAGCCGGCUGAUUAGUUCUCUGGGUGAUUGCCGUGGCGGCAGUCCGCGGUUGGCAUGAGCGAGCAGGGCGUCCCCCUCCUGUAAGAAAGUAUGGAAGUACCAAGCUUUUCGCUAACUCGUACUCUGUAAAGCCCUGGGAAACCCCUGAUCCCCAAGCGUUGUUGAUGAACAUCAUCCUGGGGAUGCCUGUUGCAGAUAGACGCUUGGGGCACAAGAUCUCCACCCGACAUUAUUUUCCCUAAAUUGCGACCUCACAAGCCGCUGUAUCCAAAUCUGGCGCCCAG